UGUACUUUCAUUUAUUUAUUAAUUAUGACGUCGUUUACCUCCUAUUGCCAAAGUUUUCUUUUAUUAAGUUAUUUAUGAAUAGUACGCUGUAUAAUAGCCGCCCAUUUGGGAUUAUAAGUCCUCGUAAGCAAAUGGAGUAUUCAGAAAACUCAAUUGAUGUACGCUACGAACGUAAGUUACUCGUGUUUAUAAACUGGUUGGACUUUCUCGAUAAGCUUCCCGAUGCUGAAGUGUUUGUGAGUAUAAAAGUUGAUGAUAUCAUUGAAAGUCUUGAUUUGAGAAAGUUGAGAUCGGAAACUGAGAAGAGAACUGAUUUAGUUUUUAAUCUUUGGUCUAGUGACAAACCUCCAAAUUCAUUUUCUAACAGUUUUAAAGGAAUAGAAAUUUUCUUGGUGAGCAUGAAAGAUUUGGUUUUUAAAAAACUGGCCGACGGAUUUCUUUGUGCCCAAUUUUUAAUUAACGAUUCCCGUCGCCACAUGGUUUGUCUUCCUUUACUAAAAGGAAAAUCUUACCAAAAAUCCAAUCAUAAUUUCACAGAAGUUGAAAAGUUUGUUGGGGAUAGCCUUUGCGCCGUUUGCGGAAAUUUUGUUUUAAUAAAAAAUAAAUGCCGUGUAUGCUCGUGCGGCCUGUUCGUCCACGCAGAGUGCUUGAAAAAUAAAGCGAUAAAGUUGCCUUGCCGGACGAAUGUUGGGAAAGUGCUGCUCACGUACUGCUGCGUCGAAGAUUUUGUUGUUCCGCUGCCGAACUAUAAAAGUUUUAUAAAGUGCUGUUUGGAACAGAAGUACUUUGAUGCCAUUGUGGCCAUCGUGCACUCUUUAAAUACAGAUGAACGUUCAGAAGUUUUGCGAACUUAUUUGGAAGUUUUAGAAGCCUGCUCAUUGGAUAAUACUUCUUAUGCGGUUCAAUUUUUAAAACAAGUAACUUCGCAAGAAAUAAUUAACGCCUCAUCUCUUUCCACUUUGUUUCGAGGAAAUUCA
Messenger RNA from Zophobas morio, 977 nucleotides. RefSeq lists its product as uncharacterized. NCBI's taxonomy places the organism in Eukaryota, Metazoa, Arthropoda, Insecta, Coleoptera, Tenebrionidae. The record is from RefSeq and is a predicted model, not a curated record. The annotation marks the transcript as partial. The transcript is spliced from 11 exons.